CGGAUUCAGAGGCAGGCUGUGGAGGAAAGAGGUGCUUGUUUCUCCCCCACACUGGAAACUCCAGCCUCCGAUAACAAAAAGGAAAACCCCUAACGUUUAACACCACUGGAUGCGCGUGUCCUUUCGAUUUCGGUUUUCCUCAGCCUCACUCAUAACCUCUUGGCUCUAACAUCGGCUUGAUUUUCAGCUGCUAAAAAGAACAGCCGGUACCAGAGGACCCAGGAGCCGGCGAAGCACGCGAGGGCAGAGCGAGGACAGCUGAGAGAACUUGUCUUCUUCCUGAAGCUCCCACGCCACGUUGGCAGGUUGCCAUGGCAUUUGGACCCAACAUGAGAGCCCCCAUUUGUCUGGUAGAAAACAUCAAUGAGCAGCUAUCAGUGAAUCAGGAAGCUCUAAAGAUUCUUGACCAGAUUUCUCAGCCAGUGGUGGUCGUGGCCAUUGUGGGACUGUAUCGCACAGGCAAAUCCUACUUGAUGAACUGUCUUGCAGGACAGAACCAUGGUUUCCCUCUAGGCUCCACGGUGCAGUCGGAAACCAAGGGCAUCUGGAUGUGGUGUGUGCCCCACCCCUCCAAGCCUAACCAUACUCUGGUCCUUCUGGACACUGAGGGCCUGGGUGAUGUAGAAAAGGGUGACUCUAAGAAUGACUCGUGGAUCUUUGCCCUGGCUGUGCUUUUGAGCAGUAUGUUGAUCUAUAACAGCAUGGGCACCAUCACCAACCAGGCCCUGGAGCAGCUGCAUUAUGUGACAGAGCUUACAGAACUCAUCAGGGCAAAGUCCUCCCCUACACCGGAUGGAGGAGAUGACUCCAUGGAGUUUGUGAGUUUCUUUCCAGACUUUGUCUGGACUGUACGGGAUUUCACCCUGGAGCUGAAGUUAAACAGUCAUCCCAUAACAGAAGAUGAGUACCUGGAGAAUGCCUUGAAGCUGAUUUCAGGAGGAAAUCCCAAAGUCCAAAUAGCCAAUCUUCCCAGAGAGUGCAUCCGGCAUUUCUUCCUAAAACGGAAGUGUUUUGUCUUUGAUCAGCCAACAAAGGACAAAGACCUUCUAGCCAAUAUUGAGAAUGUUCCAGAAAGUGAACUGGAUCCUAAAUUCCAGGAACAAACAAAGAAUUUCUGCUCUUACAUCUAUACCCAGUCAAGAACCAAAACCCUCAGAGAGGGAAUCGUGGUCACUGGGAAACGGCUGCAGACUCUGGUGGUAACUUAUGUGGACACCAUCAACAGUGGAGUGGUGCCUUGUUUGGAGAAUGCAGUGACAAUUCUGGCCCAGAUUGAGAACUCAGUGGCCGUGCAGAAGGCAGCCGACCACUACAGCGAGCAGAUGGCGCAGCGAGUGAGGUUCCCCACAGACACGCUCCAGGAGCUGCUGGACCUGCACGCAGCCUGUGAGAGGGAAGCCAUUGCAAUCUUCAUGGAGAAGUCCUUCAAGGAUAAAAACCAGGAGUUCCAGAAGAAGCUUGUGAAAAUCAUAAAGGAUAAGAAGGAUGAUUUCAUGCUACAGAAUGAAGAGGAAUCUGUUAAAUACUGCCAGGCUAAACUUGAUCAGCUUUCAGUGGCCCUCAUGGAAAGUAUUUCAGCAGGAACUUUCUCUGUUCCUGGGGGUCACAAGCUCUACUUGGAAACAAAGGAAAGGAUUAAAGGGGACUAUUGCAAAGUGCCCAGGAAAGGAGUGAAGGCGAACGAGGUCCUCCAGAGCUUCCUGCAGUCACAGAUGGCAAUAGAGAAAUCCAUUCUGCAGGCAGACAAAGCACUCACAGAUGGGGAGAAGGCCAUGGCAGAGGAGCAGGCCAGGAAGGAGGCUGCUGAGAAGGAGCAGGAGCUGAUGAAACAGAAACUGCAGGAGCAGGAGCAACACAGGGAGGCUGAGAGGAGGAGUCUUGAGGAAAACAUAGCCCAGCUGAAGGAGAAGAUGGAACAAGACAGAGAGAACAUAAUUAGAGAGCAGACUAUGAUGCUGGAGCAUAAACUGAAGGUACAAGAAGAUCUGCUUACUGGACAAUUUAGGAAGAAAUCUGAAGCUAUGAAUGCAGAGAUAAAUCAGUUGAGAAAUAUGAUUGAAACUGGAAAUGACAGUCAUUUAAUUUCAGAAACCUUGAGUAUGAUUAUCAUGGAACUCAUUCCAAUAUUGUUUGCUAAACCUAUUGGUAAUAUUGUGACAAGAAUGAGCUCACUAUUUAAAAAGAUCUAGUUCUUCAUUUAAUGAAAUUAUAAAAUGUAGGUAUAUGCUCUGGCUUAUUUUUUUGUAUAUACACCUCUGAACUGAAAGACAGAGACAGAUUAAAAUGACUUGGCUAAAGUUAUAGCCAGCAAGUGACAGCGGGGAGGAGCAGCAUUAACUAGAGACAACAUUUUACCCUGGGAGGCAAAUAUAAAAAGCACCGGAGACAGUAGGUUUGUAGAACUAAAGAUGGUUCUCACUGGCUGGAACCUACAGAGCCGGCAGGAAGGAGCACUGAUUGUUUUUUCAUUCAUACAAAUUUUAAACAUAAAAAGUGCCUGUUAGAGAAUAUUAAUGUCUAGCCCACUUUAGGUGGAAUAAGUGCAUGUGCAUUUUGAUAUAGCAUGUUUACUUUUGAGAAAUAUGCAUGUGCAAAAUUAUAUGGGAGUAUAUAUAAAAUCUAUUGAGGCACUGCUUUUAAUGACCAGAUUUUUAAAACUACUUAAAUAUCCAUCUAUAAAAAUUAGUAGUAUAAAUUUAUCAUGCCUGGCUGGUAUAGCUCAGUGGAUUGAGUGUGGGCUGUGAACAAAUGGUCACUGGUUCGAUUCCCAGUCAGCACACGUGCCUGUGUUGUGGACCUGGUCCCCAGUAGGGGGUGGUGCGUGAGAGGCAACCACACACUGAUGUUCCUCUUCUUCUCCUUCCCUUCCCCUCUGUCUAAAAUUAAAAUAAAAAAAUCUUUAAUAAAUUUAUCAUGUACAUAUACUGGAAUAUUAUGUAGCCAGUAAAUAAGUUGAAGGUGUUACUCUAUUUGUACCAAUAUAGAACAAUCUUCAAAAUAUAUCACACAGAGAAAAAAAUGAAGGACAAAACAGCCUGUGUAAUGUGUUUACUAUAAAUAAGUGUAACUAUUGUGUGCAAACAUUCAUAAAUACACAUGAAUAUUUCUGCAAUGAUUCAUUAGAACUGAGUAACAUUGGUUUCUCUGGAGAGGAUUGAUGUGAUCGGGGUGGAAAACAUACAUGCUUUUCAUGGUAAGCUGUAGAUUUUAAAUUUUAUAAAGAAAGCUUUUAUUAACAUUUUAAAUAAAGUUCAAAAUAAAUAAAGAAAAAUUAAAAUGCAAUACUAAUAUAGAUACUAAGAAGAGAAUGUGAAGUUGGCUAUCAGAUGAUGAAAGUGUUCAUUGCUUCUAGAAAUGACAUUAGUCUGCUCAAAGAUCAGAAUACUACAAAACAUAAAAUUUGAAUCCUCAUCUUGUUUUCAUUUUAGCCUUGGGUCUUGAUCCUUUAUAUUUGUUUCAAAACUAAGAUAUAAACUUUCAUGUUGCCCUUUGAAGUCUCAGCUAACUUAUCCUCUUCUGCCUAUCUUUGGACUACACUUUUAAAGUGUGAAACUCAAACCAGUAAACAUAAGAAUAUGCACUGGUGAGAGGGAUUCUAUCAUCUUAGACGUGCAGUGGUGGCCUCUUUGCUGUAGGCAAGAACCAGAAGGGACAAAUGCCAUUGCAGGACUGGAUACCCCUGCUAGUGUGGGGGAUGAUAAACCUUUAUACAUGGAGGCCAGGUAUUGGCACUUCAAUAUCAGAAGCCAGGUACAUACAAUGAUAGUAAUGAGCAUCAUGGUUUAUCUUAGCUCAGGCUACUAUAGCAAAUUGCCAUGUAUUGAGUGGUUUAGACAAUAAACAUUUAUUUCUCCCAGUCCUAGAGGCUGUUAGAGAUCAGUGUGCCAGCAUCCCAAGGCAAAGGGCCCUGCAACUCUGGGACAAGGACUAAUGAUAGCAAUUUUCCCAUUCCUCCCCCUAGGGGACCUCUACCCAUUUACUAGGUACCUGUGUUCUGGGGAAAUGGAAAUGCUCAAGCAAUUUGAUGACUUUUGAUAAGUUGUCAAUGAUACCAGUUAUCGGAAAAACAUCACAGUCUUGUGUCUGAAUGCAGGUCCAGCUGCCCACUAUUUUAAAAACUAGUAUUCAAGAGGCAGGUGCUGAUGUAAAGUGGUUUUAUUUAGGUGCCAGCAACCUGGAAGAUGAGAGACUCUCAUCUCAAAGCCCAUCUCAGCAUCUCAGGUGUCCUACCUAGUUUACAUAGGGGAACUGUGGUAAGAAGGAACUAAGGAAUUUCUGGUGAAGUGCAGUUUCUCAGUUCUGCUUUUGGGUGGUUACACUGUUACGGCCUAUGUGCAUCAUCAUGUAGUUUCACUGUUCUGUCCACCGGUUCACUGCCAAUAAACGCUGGUUCUGAUAUGAGUCACUGACGCUUGCCCAGUUUCUUGUGGUCAGGGUCAUUUUUUGGUUCAGCAGGAGCUGCAACUGCUGAUGUCUAUAAAAUCCUUAUAAGAAAACUUUAGUACAUGAAUCUUCUAUGAGUUUGUUAUACAGCCUAUUCUAUUACUAUGAUCUGAUUAAUAAAUUAUGUUUACUUCAA
Molecule: messenger RNA, 4579 nt
Organism: Phyllostomus hastatus (greater spear-nosed bat)
Lineage: Eukaryota; Metazoa; Chordata; Mammalia; Chiroptera; Phyllostomidae
Product: guanylate-binding protein 6-like
Exons: 11
Coding region: 312-2189 (625 amino acids)
Biological process (GO): defense response to protozoan; defense response to Gram-positive bacterium
Molecular function (GO): GTPase activity; GTP binding
Source: RefSeq, a predicted model, not a curated record